This is a messenger RNA of Oncorhynchus mykiss (rainbow trout), 1679 nucleotides long. The record is from RefSeq and is a predicted model, not a curated record. Lineage: Eukaryota; Metazoa; Chordata; Actinopteri; Salmoniformes; Salmonidae.
ACUGAUGGAAUGUUCAGCAGGUAUAAAUGCAGUUCUUAGAGGAAGCAGUAGACUAGAAGGACCUGGCAGAGACAGAGAGACAAGAAGCUUUCACAGGUUUUCACACACAUCUCAAGAUAGCACUGUGGAAACACUGACCUGACAGAAUGUUCUUAAUCCUGGUUGUCACAAUGUCCUUGGCUGGCUGCUUGGCAAUGCCCAUCAAAGACCCCUACUCGUAUUCCUCUGCGGUGGGUCAGGGAGGUGGCACCCCAUUUGCUUCCUACGGUGAGGGGCGCAUUACGGGAGUCAGAGUGUGGGAGAACAACAACUACUACUACUACUACUACAACAACAACGCCUACAUCAGUGGGUUCCAGCUGAGAUACGGCAACACCUGGUCUCCUGUGUUCGGUAACGAAGUGGGUGAAAAGCAGGAGAUGGAUCUGUUUAAUGAUGAGGCCAUCGUUGAGGUGUCUGGGAAGUACAACCCAGCAGACUACAUCUGCUACCUGGUGUUAACCACCAACAUGGGGCGCACUCUGUCAGCCGGCAUGCCCAACCAAGUCUCCUUCAACUUCUACCCAUCCAACAUGGGCAAUGAGCUGAGGAUCCUCAGCGGUCGCUUCAACGGUGCUGGAAUCACCUCCAUCGGAGCCCACUGGGGAUUUGUGGACAUGGAAGGGGCUGGAAACAGUACUCUGGGAACAGCACUGGAAACAGUAACUCCUAUUUAUUAGGGGGAAAAAGUAUGUCUUGCUCUUUGGGAUGGUAUCCCAGAUACAGAUUAAGCCUAGUCCUGGACUAGUUACUUUCAAUGGAGAUUCUCCAUUCAACAUGCUUUUUAGUCCAGGAGUAAACUUAAUCUGGGUCCAGGAAACUGGCCUUAUAUGUUGGACGGAUGUUUGACAUAGACGCUGACAGAACUGUUUUUUUAUAUCACUAUCUGAUGGGGGCUUCAUGUGUCACGCCCUGACCUUAGAUCAGGGUGUGAUUUGGGUGGUCAUUCUAUGUUCUUUAUUUCUAUGUUUUGGGUUUCUAUGUUUUGGUUCUCAAUCAGGGACAGCUGUCUAUCGUUGUCUCUGAUUGGGAAUCAUACUUAGGCAGCCUGUUUUGCCACCUUAGGUUGUGGGAUGCUGUGUUUUGUUAGCUCUGUGUAGCCUACUGAAUGUGACGUUUUGUUGUUUUGUUUGGUGUUCGGAUUUAAUAAAGAAUCAUGAACACGUACCACGCUGCACCUUGGUCCACUUCUUCAGGACGAGCGUUAAUUCAUGAUCAUUUAAACUGAAUUGAAUGUUUAGAAUGUUUAAUUUUUGAGGUGAUCCCUGACUUGAAGCAGUACAAAAAUACAUCUAAACAUUCUAAUUCAUUCAGUUUAUAUUCUCAUGAUGUAACGCUCGUCGGAAGAAGUGGACCAAGGUGCAGCGUGGUACGUGUUCAUGAUUCUAUAUUAAGCGCCCAUCAGAUAGGGAUAUUAAACAGUCCUGUCAGAGUGAGACACAGACCACAUGCGCCACAUGGGAUUUAAAGGAUUAGUUAUAUCUUUGAUUAAUGGAACAAUCAAAUAUUAUGGGGAGAUAAUAGUGUUUCAGGGUGUUUCAUCUUCACUAUUUUAUACACACUGCAUUUGUUAUUUGUUGAUCCUUUUCUGCUACAUCUGCUUCUGGACAUUUUAAUAAAAAGCAGAUCUUUAAUCACUA